GGUUAUCAUGUGCUCGCAAGAGCCCAUCUUCUGGUGUGCGGGCAACAUGGAUGGAGACUUUCCUGGGUCCGGACUGUUCACGCCUUACUGCCCAGAAGGCGAGUCGCAUCUGGAGAUCUACAGCGUCACCGCAGGCUUGUCCAUGUUCCUAUACUGGCUGCUGAUCAUGGACCUGUCGAUCUUCUCGAUGCAGAUCUCCGCUUUCGUCUUAGUCUGCGGGCGAGUUCUGGGCGAGCUGGCUCUGUUCUUGACAUCUUUGGGUUUCCUCAUCCUGGCCUUUGCAACCUCCGUGAGCGCCAUCUCGCACCAGCUUCCGGACUUCUCAG
Molecule: messenger RNA, 326 nt
Organism: Symbiodinium pilosum
Lineage: Eukaryota; Dinophyceae; Suessiales; Symbiodiniaceae
Source: the annotation of a GenBank genome assembly